AUGCAAGGAGAGAAAACGACUUUGCUGAGUGGUCGGAGUACUGAGGACGAUCAAAGCCCUAGCUCCAACGUGGUCAAGAUCGUCCUCUUUACCCUGACUGGCGCCAUCAUUGCCUUCUUUGGAGCAAUCGCCCUCGUCGGGGCACUUCGAGUAUAUCGCCAUCCAGAACGAUACAUUCCACAAAAUACAGCUGGCCAGUCGAUGAGAAAUCGAGCAAAAGGAAUCACUCGCGCCAUCCUAGACACCAUUCCUAUUGUCCGAUUUACCGAGAAAACGAAUACUGAACUUGAGUCAGUUGAGCUGGGGAAUGCGAAAAAAGCCAAUCAAAUCCACGAACAUGUCGCAGGUCAAAUGCCCAAAUGCAGUGGUGAUGACUCAAGCAGUGCUACCCUCACAGAAUUGAAUGGUGCUCCUGUCCUCGAUGGAGAAAGAGGUCUGAGGUGCUCAAUCUGCACCGAAGAUUUCAGCAUUGGAGAACAGGUCCGACUUUUGCCAUGUUCUCACAAAUACCAUCCUGCAUGCAUCGAUCCCUGGCUGCUGAAUGGUAGACUGAAUCUCAUCGACCUGAGGAUAUUCCGCGAGUAUGAAAAGGGUCUCGACUUCCCACAGAGCAUCGGGCGUGCAGGAGUCAAGAUACGUCGUAAAGGCCCUAUGCUGAGCAUCACCAUCGACAUGUGUAAAGGAUGGGCUCUCCUGCUGUGGUCCACGUUGGCGUCUGUGCUCGUCGCCGACCCAACAUUUACCGGCUUUCCUCCAUGUGAUGCCUUGAUCGCUGCGGGCCUGGGCGACAGGUUGAUUCGUGUAGGGACCGAGGCUUACGAACAACACCUGGAAAGUUAUUUCUGUGCCAACGGACGUCUACACCCUUACUGCUUUGUACUGCCACAUACCGCAGAGGAGGUUGCUACCACUGUCAAAGCGCUGGCCAGUAAUGGCUCCGGAUCAGGGAGUUGGCACAUCGCCGUACGAAGUGGAGGACACCAUCUCCCAGCAACCAACAACAUUGAGGAUGGGGUUACCAUCGAUCUCAGCUUGAUGAACGGGGCAAAGUACAAUGCCACAACUAACAUUGCAAGUGUCCAGCCGGGUGGUAGAUGGAAAGACGUCUACACGACUCUCCUCAACAAUGGCAAUGUGACGGUGGUCGGUGGGCGUGAUGGAAACGUCGGGGUGGGCGGGUUCCUCCUCGGUGGCGGCAUGUCGUAUUAUACACCGCGUUAUGGCUUGGCCGUCAACACAGUUGCUGGGUUCCAAGUCGUGCUCGCAGAUGGGAGCAUCGUGGAAGCGACAGCCACAGAGAACGCGGACCUCUGGAAAGCCCUGCGAGGGGGCGGACUCAAUUUCGGCAUCGUCACCCGUUUCGACAUGGAAGCCAUGCUGGCAGUUGAUCUGGUGUCAGGCACCUCCAUGAUUACAGCUGACCAUUUCGACGAAGCAGCGGACGCCUUUGUUGAUUUCACAAACCAGAUGGAGCACCAUCGGGACGACACCAUGCUCAUCAUCCAUACCCAUGACUCCUCUAUAUGGGAUGGUCCGUUCAUCCUCCCUCUGCGAGUCAAUACGAAGGGUGACCUGAGCACCACAGCCUUUGACAAAGUCACUCAAAUACCUUCCGUGGCGCAAACCUGGGAGCAAAAAUCGCUUGCUGCUGCUGCCAACGGGGUCCAGGCUGCUUAUGGAACGAAGAAUGCAUACAUGACUCUGACUUUUGUCAACGAGCCGUCGGUCGUGCGCAAGGCUUUCUCUUUACAUGACCAACUGGCCUCUAAUAUUGCAAAGAAGGUCGGGUCUGAAAACUUUAUGGCAUCCUCGGUUCUUCAGCCAUUUCCUACCUAUCUGAGCAAUCUUGGUCUCCGCAACGGCAGCGUGGGCCACAAGGCUGGAUCCGAAAACGGUACAAUGCCACUGGACCUUUCAUUCUCGUCUGGACACCAAGCUCAUCUCGGCCUCUACCACGAGAUCAUGAGCAACGUGCUCGGAAUCGAACGGAACGGCGUCAACGCCGUCGUGUGGACUGUAUUCGUCGCCAUCAAAAACGGCCAGGACGCGGCCCUGUCGGUGGCCAGAUCAGAGCUGAUGCUCAUGACUCGUGAGAUGAAGCGAUUCCAAACCUCGGACGGCAAGGCCGCGACAGUGGAUUACCUGUACGCAAACUACGCAGACAUGACCCAGGAUCCCUUGGGGAGUUACGGCCCGGAAAACGUAGCCUUCAUGAAAGAAGUGGCGCGAAAGUACGAUCCCGAGGGGUUCUGGCAGAAGAGGGUACCGGGGGGGUUCAAGAUCUCGCGAGUGGCCGGAUAA
This is a messenger RNA of Fonsecaea monophora, 2301 nucleotides long. RefSeq lists its product as hypothetical. NCBI's taxonomy places the organism in Eukaryota, Fungi, Ascomycota, Eurotiomycetes, Chaetothyriales, Herpotrichiellaceae. Gene Ontology annotation, molecular function: FAD binding. The transcript has 4 exons. The record is from RefSeq and is a predicted model, not a curated record. The coding region runs from base 1 to 2301 and encodes 766 amino acids.